Stegodyphus dumicola is the source of this 1731-nucleotide messenger RNA. RefSeq lists its product as uncharacterized. The record is from RefSeq and is a predicted model, not a curated record. Lineage: Eukaryota; Metazoa; Arthropoda; Arachnida; Araneae; Eresidae.
AUGACGACGAAACGACUAACGCAUGCUUUGGAAGAAGAUACCCGAAAUGUCGUGUACCUCUGCAACAUCGACGUUAAUGCUAAAGACAAAAUCUUCAGCAGAAUCGAUCGACGUCUGGAAAACGAGACUUUUCAGACACUUGAGGAAACAAAAUCCAGGCGGAAAAGAUGCUACGAUCUAAGGUCUAAGGGACCAAAGAUAGGAUUUUUGCCAUCAAUCCAUCAGCGCGGAAAAUUUAUUCAGAUUGCUUUGCACAUCCAUUAUGUUAUGGACCAGUGCUCCGUCGUGCUGGAACGAGUUCACCAGGACAUUAGUUGCAGUGAACUUGCAGUAAAUCAGGCAGGGCUUUCUCAUAGAAAAUAUGGUUUAUCUUGUUCCAGGAUGCUCGGGGAUGAAGAAAAUCCUAAGAAAGAAAGCGCAGAACAGGAAGAAAAAAAAAAUAGAACCUUUAAAACUCAGAACAGAGUCACAAAAGGUAAACCUCCUGAUCGCUACGGAUUCCAUGCAAAAUAUCCAAUCUCUCCCGAACCCGAAACCUGGACGGAAAUUCAAACUUUGGAAGAAAAUGAAAAAAGAAAAUGGCUGAAAGCUAUUCGAGAAGAAAUUAAUUCACUAGAAGAAAACAACACUUGGGAAUUAGUUGAUUUACCGAAAGGAAGAAAAUCAAUAGGAUCCCCAGAUGUAGAAAAUGCUUAUGGUCUGGAUUUUCUGAAGGUAAUUCCUUUAAGAGUUUACUUUGGUGGAACAAGAGAAGGUGUGGAUAAAGGAUUGUCGGAAGAACAGUUUGAAAUCAUCAGUUUUCAGCCAUUCAUUUCUCCGGAUAUUCAGCCAUUUGUGUUGCCGAAGGGUAGAGGUUGCAAACGAUCAAAUGUGCAAGAUCCUCCGGAACGUCCCAAUUUCGCAGACAAAAACAUAAUGUUUUCUGCUGAAGUUAUAUAUCGAGUAAUUGACAGAAAUGAACAAGAUGUAAAUGUAUGGAGUUACUACAGCACUCUCACUAUGGCUCUAGACAUCACCAGUCAACAUUUAGCGUAUUAUUAUACUCCUUGGGAUACAAAGAACUCAGAUGAAGAAUUGGAAGUCAAAGCUCCAGUACAUGUAAUUUUUGACAUGAAACAUGGAUACGCUUACCAGUUUGAUGAUGAAACCGGCAACUGUUCAAUUACACGAGAAAAAAGUUUUGUUCCGAAGUUCGAGUUGCCAAGGAACGGAGGAUCUGUGUCUUUAACUGACCCAAGUAUUCUUUUCCCCAAUGAUGAAUUGUACUAUAUGUCUAAGGGCAAAAUCAGAGGACUAGAUGUGAAUAUUUUUGAAGAAACCGUCGAUAAUUAUGUACUAGAUAAAAAAAAUGGAGAUCCAGAACAAAUUAAAAAAGCUAUUAUCACACAUUCAUAUUUAGUGGAUACUGAAGUCGAAAGGAAUAAAGAUUCAGUGAAGAAUGCCCUUACUCAAAUCCAGAUGAUUUUUAGAGGAAGAGAAGGAAAGAAUGUGGAAGUAUUGACUUUCAACUUCUUUGGAUUCAGUACACAGAUCAGAGCUCGUAGGAGAGUAUUCAACAUUCAGCAGUGCUACAGAAAUGAUGAUGACUACGUCUGGGUUACCCUAGGCUUCAAUGCAGAUAAAGAUGUGCUGCAGAAUAUCAAUGAAGAUGGUCCAAGUAUCCGGUCUAAUAUCUUGAACGCGCUUUCUCUUCAGUCAGAGAUUAAUGCUGUAAGAAUGCCAAUAAUACUG